This is a messenger RNA of Amphimedon queenslandica, 483 nucleotides long. Its product is annotated as alpha-2Db adrenergic receptor-like. The record is from RefSeq and is a predicted model, not a curated record. The annotation marks the transcript as partial. Gene Ontology annotation, biological process: G protein-coupled receptor signaling pathway. Gene Ontology annotation, cellular component: membrane. The transcript has a single exon. Gene Ontology annotation, molecular function: G protein-coupled receptor activity. NCBI's taxonomy places the organism in Eukaryota, Metazoa, Porifera, Demospongiae, Haplosclerida, Niphatidae.
AUGGAAAGGAAUUAUACUUUUACUGGAGAUUUUAAUCCUGAGGCAGUAGCAGGAGUUCUUAGUAUUGAGAUGAUACUAGCUCUCAUAGCUAAUGGUGUUGUACUAGUCAUUACUAUUUAUCAAAGGAAGUCCUGGAAACAAUCAUCAACAAUAUUCUUUACUUCUCUCAUUCUGGCACACCUUGUAUUGACACUCUAUCUUCCUUUCUCCAUUGCUGCAUUAGCUGCUGGUGAGUGGAUCAUUGGUAGUACUGAUGAGGAGAAGAAAGGAACUUGUGAUUUUAAUGGUUUUGUAAUACUAUUUAGUGCUUAUGUCAUGUUUAUGACACUGAGUCUCAUAUCAAUCGAUUGCUUCCUUUUUAUUAUAAAACCUCAUCUCCACAAGGGGUUCAUGAGUCCAAGGGUAGCUCUGGUCCUUGUCAUUAUUGUGUGGAUAGUCAAUGCUGUCUUUUUCUCUUCAGGAUUCAUCAAUGGAUCUGGUAUG